AUGGGAGCCUCAGAGUCAAAGCUUGUUUUCAAGCAGGGAAUCUUUCGAUUAUCAGAGGAGAAAGAGAUCCCCGCAGGCGAUCCAUACUGGACACGAUUUUGGGAACUGCCUGAGUCCACCGAGGACGUGUUUGGAUUGUUCACGCCGGCCGAUAUCCGCCGCACUCGCGACCAUGCUUUCCCCAAUUUCGAAACCCUCCUCCUAUCAGUAUCGUCGCGCUUGAUCGUUUUGAAGAAUCACCCUUCGUUUCCGGAUCCUGACCUUGCCCCGGAGCGCGAUGCGCUCAACUGCAUACGAAUACUGACUCGCCUCUUGCCGUUCGUUCACGAAGCAGAGCAUUUGGAACAAUGGGAAGAGAAGUUCUUUUGGGCAACGCGAAGGAAGAGGACCAGGCAGGCACAGAUUGCAGGUGAGGUUCUCUUCGAUGAGGCUCAGUCUGAGCAGGGGGAUCUUCCCUCCAGGGGCGAGGAGUCCGUGGAUGUCAAGCCUCUUGCGGAGGAGCUGAUCGACACGCUGCUCGACCUUCUUUUCUUCGCGAAUUUCACGAUUCCGGUACUUCCGACGGCCAAGAGCAAAAUCUCUUACUCGAUUUGGCAGAGCGGCGUUGGCUGCAACACGACAAUGGGUUCGAGCAAGGCUCUUGAGAGUAAUCGUUGUGAGAUCUUGCGGCUACUUUUAACAAUGACGGGAAAGGCGAUGUAUCUGCCAUCGAACUCACUUCCUGUCCAAGGUGUAAGAGCUAUGACCUACAUUACAACUUGCCAGGACAAGCAGUCUGUCUUGACGUUGCUAUGUUCUCUACUCAAUACGGCUAUGAAGUACAAUCCGGCUGCGUGGCGAGUGCCCUACGAUCAUGUAGUCUGGAAAGAUCCUCGCCAAAUUCUUGUGAUCUACUGCUUGCAGCUCCUUCUAGUUCUCCUUCUUUACCCAAUUCCAGAGGAUGGCCGCGGAUCUCCACCCAAGAAUUACUAUCGUCAUUAUUAUGGGAGGCUUCACAGACCUCAGGACUUUCAAUUUCUCGUUGAUGGGAUGACGAGGAUUCUAAAUCAACCCAUGCAAGCAACGACCUCAUAUCUUCCUGGCAGUCAAAAAUCAGUCAAAUGGGCGCCGGAAAUGCUUAUACUCUUUUGGGAGACGCUCCAAUGCAACAAGAGAUUCCGAUCUUUCAUCAUCGAUUCAAAUCGGUCGCACGACUUCCUGAUACUGUGUGUAUUCUAUGCGAUCGAAUACAGGGCGGGGCCAUCAAAGCAAGGAGUGGUCCGACUUUGCAUUUUCAUUCUUCAAACGAUGAGUGCGGAGCCAAACUUUGGGAAGAGUCUAAACAUGAAAUUCGAAGCGCAAGAGACAUUACCGCAGUCAAUUCGAUUGAGCAAUUUCCGCGGAAGCUAUGCGGAUUACCUCUUCAUGUCGAUCGAGACCCUCAUGACGACCAGCAAAGGCAACCUCGACACUGUCUAUCCUGCGCUGCUCACCAUACUCACAAACAUCGCCCCUCAUAUCAAGCAUAUUUCACCGAGUGCCUCCUCCAAGGUCAUUCAGCUUUUCUCGGCAAUGUCCGCGCCGAGUUUCUUGUUGGCCAAUGAGACUAAUCACACGCUUCUUGCGUCCCUGCUUGAUUUCAUCAACGCGGUUCUCGAGCACGGUUUCAUCGACAACCCCUAUCUUGUGUACGCAGUUCUCAAGCAUAGACAGAAAUUCGAAGCUGUUCGAGCUUUCACUCUCGAGGGCGGCCAACGAGAGAUCGAGCGCCAGAGGGAGCAGCGCAAAGCCGGAGAGACCUCGAAUGAGACAUUGACUAGUCCCACCCACUCUCACAGCGGCGAUGAGCUCUAUGCGCCUUCGGGUGCGCGGUCUCCGUUGACUCGCAUCCCUGAAGAGCAUGGGGCGUUUGCCAUUGGAGACGACGACUCUGAGGGCGAGGACACUGAAGAUGGGGGCCAAUGCACCCCGGCUCAGUCCUCGCCGUCGGCGCAAACGUCUCGCAGACCCUCUUUUGCCUCUACCACAGAUGGGGCUGGAUCACAAGUCCGGGGUAUUUCCGAGAAGGCACGGGGUAAGAUGCCAGCUGGACGGCCCUCGUUCUCGCGGCAGAACAGCAUAAGCAGUCUAACAAGUGUUUCUGCUUUAUUUUCUCCGCCGUAUGCAGGGUUUAGUCCCACUGUUGCCUGGCUUGAGGCAUGGUUACCGGAUCUCCCUUUGCACACUGUUCUGAGUGUCAUCUCUGCUAUUGAACCCCACAUUCCCGCUGCGGCUCUCCAAGCCACAUCUAAUCCGGAAGCUCGCACUCUGAUCCACAACCUGCCCUCUUUUGCCGAGGAGCCCCAGAUUGCAGCGAUCAUCGCAGACCCUACGCCAGUGCGUGAACAGUCCUUUGAGUGGUCGGCUCUUUCGAUGGGUUGGUAUGAAUCCCUCCUUUGGGGAUUUAUCUUUUCGAGUGAAAUGGUGGUGGGAUCUGCUGCAGGUGGCACUCCAGGAAGUGUUGGUGUAUGGAAUGGAACUGCGAUUCGUCUCUUCCGUGUACAAGAGACAGCCGCUCAAGGACCUACUUUACUCGCACCCAAGGGUGCCGUCGAUGCCGUCGGCAGUAAUCUUGUUCAGCGCAUUGGCAACCUAAGCCUUCGGGGUCGCAAUGCAAUCUCUCAGGAUACGCCAAGUGCCGCUCCCUCCAGGUCCAGAGAAGUCUAG
Penicillium diatomitis is the source of this 2685-nucleotide messenger RNA. Its product is annotated as Hid1 family protein. The transcript has 8 exons. The coding region runs from base 1 to 2685 and encodes 894 amino acids. Lineage: Eukaryota; Fungi; Ascomycota; Eurotiomycetes; Eurotiales; Aspergillaceae. Gene Ontology annotation, cellular component: Golgi medial cisterna; Golgi trans cisterna; membrane. The record is from RefSeq and is a predicted model, not a curated record.